This is a messenger RNA of Naegleria fowleri, 3507 nucleotides long. RefSeq lists its product as uncharacterized. The record is from RefSeq and is a predicted model, not a curated record. Gene Ontology annotation, cellular component: cytosol; nucleus. Bases 1 to 3507 code for a protein of 1168 amino acids. The transcript is spliced from 4 exons. Gene Ontology annotation, biological process: protein deubiquitination. NCBI's taxonomy places the organism in Eukaryota, Heterolobosea, Eutetramitea, Acrasida, Naegleriidae. Gene Ontology annotation, molecular function: cysteine-type deubiquitinase activity; cysteine-type endopeptidase activity.
AUGGCCAAAAUUGAUCCCUCCUCGGCAUCCACAUCGGGAAACCAUCAAGAAGGCUCUUCUUCUUCCAUUCCUAAUCAAAAUGUUACGAAUGGUACUUCAUCAUCAAAUGUUCCACCUCCACCUCCUUCCAACACUUCUGUUUUAUUCAACUCAGCUGUUGCAUCUUUUUUAAGUCAUAGUUCCGGAACAACAACCACAGCAGGAUCAUCAUCCACUAAUACUAAUUGUAAUGGCACAUCUACUAGUAUUACUACUCAAAAUAAUUUUGUUGGAUUGGCCAAUCAGGGUGCCACUUGUUAUUUGAAUUCUCUCGUUCAAUCAUUGUUUCAUACGCCUGAAUUUCGAUAUGUGAUCUUCAAGUGGAGAUACGAUGCUCAACGUGAUCCGAGCAAGGAAAGAUGUAUUCCAUACCAAUUACAACGACUUUUUGCAUUUUUGACGCUUUCAAAGAGAAAGGCUGUACCCACAACAAGUUUGACAAAAUCAUUUGGAUGGGAACAAUCGGAUGCAUUCGUUCAACAUGACGUUCAAGAAUUGAAUAGACUUUUGUUUGAUGCUAUUGAUGUUUCAUUGAUUGCUUCUCGAAAUACUGAUAACAAAGAGACACAAAAUGGUCACACUCCAAAGAUCAAAGAACUCACUAAUUUUCAUGACGUGUUGAUCAGUGACAUUUAUAGUGGAAUAAUGCUUGAUUAUAUUGAAGCUAAAGAUCAUAAACGAGAAUCAGGCGAACCUGUGGGAAGGGUGAGAGAAGAUAUUUACAUGGACUUGCAGUUAGUGGUCAGAAGCGUAUCCUCCGUGGAGGAGGCUCUCGACAACUAUGUGAAGCCAGAGCUCUUAGAGGGAAAUGAACAAUGGAUUUGUGAGGAACUUGGAAACAAGAAAAUUGAUGCCAUCAAAGGCUUAAAGUUGAAGACUCUUCCUUACAUUUUAACAUUGCACUUGAAGAGAUUUGACUAUGAUCUCCAAACUUGGACUCGAAUUAAGUUAGGAAAUAUGGUUACCUUUCCAUUCGAAUUGGAUAUGACAAAAUACGUAACAAAUCAAUCUGGCUCGUAUAUUUAUGAUUUAUUUGCUGUAUUAAUCCACUCUGGAUCUGCUCUUGGAGGUCACUAUUAUGCGUACAUUAAAUCAUUUUCUACUGGAAAAUGGUAUAAUUUUAAUGACAGCAACGUGUCUGAGAUUGAUGCUCAACAGGUGAAAUUGAUGUAUGGUACCAAUGAUGCAAGUGCAACUGGUCGAUAUUCCUCUUCCACCAAUGCCUAUAUGCUUUUGUAUAGGAAGAGAGACGAGAUUCUAAACAUCAACCAUGUAGAAGAAAAUAUGAUUCCAGACGAUUUACGGGAAGAGGUAGAAAAAGAUAACGAACAAAUUGUUGAGGAGCUUCGAAAGGCCGAAGAAGCACGACAAUCAUUGAACCUUCGUAUUAAAUGUGAGGGCCAACCUGUAUUAUCAAUAACUGUAAAAAAGACAGAUACCAUGAAACAAGUAUUAGAAAAGGUACAUGAAAUGAUGUCACGAAGAGAAAACUUUUAUUCUAAACUCUCAAAUUGUAGACUCCGCAAGUUUGACAUUAUGAAGCAAGUACCAACUUCUUCCUUCCAUAGACAUGGAGAUCAACCAAUUUCACGAUUCAACAUGUUCAAUGGUACCAUUUUAUAUUUGGAAACAAAAGAAUCAGACGAGGAAUGGAAAGAAAUUACAGAAUAUAUUACAAUAUAUGUGUGUCCCUUCAAUGAGGAAAAUAAUGAUUUUGACCAACCAAGAUCCGUCAAAAUUACUACCACACAUACCUUGUUGGAUAUUAAGAAAGAAAUUGAGAAGGAAUUGCAAAGAGAAAGAUUUCCAAAUGAAAAGUUAAAUCUGGUCAUUAUGCGAAAUGAUCAACUUAUAUUAUUCCAUAAUGUGGAAGAAAAUGACAGAACUAUCGAAAAUGGGUUGAACAUUGUCGGAUCUGAUUUAGUUUAUGUUGAAACUCUUGAAAACCCAACACAAAAUCUCGAAACCAAAGUUUUGGCGAAAUUAGAAGAAAUGAAAUAUUGUUUUGAUGUAUUGAUUAACACAUUCGACAAACCAAACGAUUAUACCACUGCUGUUACAGUUGAUAAACGGAAAACAGUCAGAGAUCUUAAAGAGAGAAUAGCAAAAAUAUUGCAAACAGAACCUUCUGCAUUCAGAUUAUGUACCAAAAUGCACAUGCAACCAAUUAACGAAGACAUGUUAAUUGCUGAGUGUCCUCACAUUUUUGAAUAUACGUCUUUACAUGUGGAAAAGGGUGCAGCUCCUAAAGAAGGGGAAGUCAUUCUCCAGUUAUAUGUGCAUCUUCCAUGGUUAUCUGAAAAGCAACACCAAGAAAAGCCCCCUGAAGAAGAACCAAAAUCUCCUCCUCAACAAGAGAAUGUUCAUCACGACAUCGCAAGUAACAAUGUACCACCUCCUCCCAAUACAGAAAGCGGUGUCAUGAUGACAUGUGAACCGCCACCAUCAAGCUCAACUGCAGUAGUACUUGCUCCCAAGGAUGGUCCAGUUUACAAUCAAGGAAUGAGAUAUCUCGAUGUUAUGCAAAAGUUAAAAGAUGAAUUUAGAUUUGUUGAUAAGAUUGUCAUCAAUCAACAAGAAACCUUGGGACAAUUCAAGAAGAGAAUUUUUGAAAAGUAUUUCUCCAACCCUGAUUCUGAUCAAUAUGUGCCAUUAGAAUUGAUGAGAUUGAGGACAAAGGUUGGAGUAUUCUUACAAAACAUGUUAAUUCACGAUGAUAAGACCCUCAAAGAGAAUAUUUCGGACCUGACAAACAACAAACACAUUUUAGUGCAAAUAAUGGAAAAACCAAUGACAAUGCGUGAAGGUGACAUGACUAUUUAUGUUCAGAGAUGGUUACCGUCUGAGUGGAAGUUUUAUGGCGGUUCUGAUGCCAAAUUCGAGGUUCUUAUUCCAAAAGAAAGUGAUUCGCUUUCUCCUCAAACACUGAGAUCAAAAAUUUAUGAAAGCCUUAAACAUUCUGCUCUCUCAGAUGUGUCACCAGAAAGAUUUGAGCAAAUAGGUAUAAGCAGAGCUCCAGGCCAAUUUGACUAUUUCAUUACGAAGGAGUGUAUUCAGGUCGCAAUUUUAAAUUAUGACGAAAUUGACUCGGUGAAGGAUCUGUAUCGACCACCGUUCAUCAUCAAACAAGAUGAAAUUUUCAUUGUGAGAAUGAAGGACGAAGUGGACAAGUAUGACAUGGAAGAAUACAAGCAAAAGAAAAAAGCAGAAGCAAAUGCUCCCUCUACAUCCCGUGUUCAGGAAAAAGCACUCAAAAUUAAGGUUCUCGAUAAAGAAACAGAAGAAAAGGAACAACGAUUGAAAGAAGAGAGGGAGAGUGAGGAACAAAAAAAGAAGGAAUCCCAAGAGACAGAUCAAAACGGAACCAGUAGCAACCAUCAUGACGCCAUGAAUAUUGACUCCUCGACUUCGUCCUCAACACAAGAGAAUCCAAAAAAGAAACUAAAAUUAAAAGCUGACGAAGCAUAA